AUGAUAAAUUUGAAAAGUAUUUGUUUAAUCACUUCAGUUAUACUGAUAAUAUAGAUUAGUUUUAUAUUUGAGUUGAACCUAAUUUAGACCUGAAGAACUUUAUAUUCCUUUUUAAAAAUAAUUUGCUCAAGUGCCAGAUUUUUACAGUUGAAAUAAAAACUUAUUCAUAGGUCCUAUUGUUCUGCUUGAUUUAAAAAAUAAAUUUAGGAAUAUUCAUAAUUACUACAUAGCAUCACCAUAGCUGAAAAUAUUUCUUAACAUAAAUUUUCGGGUUUAAAGUUAAAAUAGUCUGUGAGAGAGUAGAACAGUUUUAUGCUAUUGAAUUAGAUGGUUUGCAUUUAACGAUGAUAUAGUUUAAGUCAUAAAUAAUUUUAAUAUUAUUACUCAUCCCUAAACUUAAUACGCCCAUUCUUACUAAAAGGAUUGUUAAGAAAAUUUAGUCCUCUUUAAUUUUGUAAUUAAUUAUCCUAUAGGAUCUUAAUAUUAUUAUUUAAUUGUAUAAAAUAUAUUAUUUAGGGAUUAGGUUUGACGCCUGAAACUUUAACAAUAAGUUUUUAAUUUUAUAGCCUAAAGUAAUUUGGAUAUCAUAUAUUAUUAAAUAGUUUCGACAUAUUUUUAAUUGGCCCCCCAAUAUUAAUCAUUAAACUUGAUGGAUUAGGUUAAGUUGUCAAUUUCCCCACUAAAUGGACCAUUUAAAAUUGCUAUUUAAAUCUUCUAGGGUUUAAGCAUAAAAGAACUGAUUUUAAUAUUAGAUAUUUCAUGAAAACAACAUAUUCGUCUUAAGUAACUUUUGGAAUUUACCCAUGUAACAAAUUUUUAAUAUAUUUUGGAGUUCCACUAAUAAUUUAUCAAUUUAACAUAAUCACUUUUGUAUAAAUGAAGCUUUUUUUUUUAACUGGCAAAAAUAAAUAGUUUGAUGUAAUCUAGAUUUUUUGACCCAAAUAAUUAAAUCGAUGCUCAUAUUGAAAUUAAGAAAAUAAACUACUCUUAAAAUCAAAUGUUAUUAGAAGAAAUUACUAUAGCACAAUCUAUUGGAUCUAUAACAAUUAUUCUAUUGGCAAUUUAUAGAUUCGGAAAUGUUCAAGAUAUCACUAUUUUGUCCAAAACAACGGUGUUUUAGACGACAAUCAAAUGUGACAUCAAAUAAAUUCAUAGAGUCAGAUUAUCAUUAAAGCUAUUGUAAAAUUAAAAUUAAUAACAAUAAAUAUAAAUUGCUAAGAUUUCAGUUUCAUUAUUUGCAACCUAGUUAACUAAUCACAAACUAGAAAUAGUAUGA
Molecule: messenger RNA, 1276 nt
Organism: Paramecium primaurelia
Lineage: Eukaryota; Ciliophora; Oligohymenophorea; Peniculida; Parameciidae
Source: the annotation of a GenBank genome assembly